AUGGUGGAAGGUAGUCCGAGGAGGGUGACUGUAACCAACACAAGUAUCAAGAUUCCUUUGGACCUCUCAGAAGACGAGGAGGGACAACACCCACCCCUGCAUACCAAAUUCGAUAACUUCAAAAAACAUGAAACCGAACCGUCCGACGGAAGUCCAUGUGAGUCCAGGUGGAAGAAACUCCGCACCACUGUUCAACUGGGCAAUGCUGUUACUCACCAUAGAAAACCACCCCUCAAAAGGGAGGAUUCUUUUCUAAAGCGUUUCUCAACGCGACCUCCAAACAUAAUCCUUUGUGACAAAGAUCCGGCAAAAGCUCACAACUGGAUAUACCGUGUCGCCAGGGCAACAGUUCUCAAUCCGGACGAAUCCCUCAAGUUCUGGUGGUUGUGGCUCGUAACGUUCUGUGGCCUUUACAAUAGCUGGACUCUUAUUGUCCGGCAAGCCUUCCCGGAAUUACAAGAGGCCCACACUGUACUCUGGAAAGUGCUCGAUGGGUGUUCGGAUGCUGUGUACUUUUUGGAUAUCGCUGUGCAAUUUAGAACUGGAUAUCUGGAACAGGGUAUCAUGGUUCGCGAUGCGACUCAGCUGGCUAAACACUAUGUUAUGUCACGUGAUUUCUUCUUAGAUGUCGGGGCUCUUCUCCCUCUCAGCUAUAUACCCAGUUUAGGAGAAUCUCCACUACUACGUUUUCCAAGAUUUCUAAAAGCAAGAAGGAUCUACAAGUUUUAUUACGCAGUGGAAUCACGAACAGCUUAUCCCAACCUGUGGAGAGUUGCCAACCUCAUCCACGUCCUGCUUCUGUUGGCUCAUUGGUUCGGAUGCUUCUACUACAUGUUGUCUGAGCUGGAAGGUUUCAAGGGUAGCUGGGCUUAUAAGCAUCCAGACUAUCCCGAAAAUGAGCACUCGCCGCUGGUUAGGAAGUAUCUAGGAUCUGUUUACUGGUCCACUCUUACGCUCACAACGAUUGGUGAUCUGGCAACUCCAGCCACGAAUUUGCAAUAUUUAUUUACUAUCAUCAGCUACUUGAUAGGAGUGUUUAUUUUUGCCACCAUAGUGGGACAGGUGGGAAAUGUUAUAACGAACAGAAAUGCUAGUAGACUGGAAUUUGAACGACUUUUGGAUGGUGCCAAACUGUAUAUGCGACAUCACAAAGUGCCAAAAGGGAUGCAAAGAAGAGUGCAACGGUGGUAUGACUAUUCAUGGUCCAGGGGUCGAAUGCAGGGAGGAGGGGACAUUCACUCAGCCUUAGGAAUUCUUCCGGACAAACUGAAAACAGAACUUGCCAUUCACGUGAACCUAAAGACACUGAAAAAGGUGAGCAUAUUUAAAGAGUGCCAGCCGGAAUUCCUCCAUGAUCUAGUGCUGAAAAUGAAGGCAUACAUAUUUACACCAGGAGAUCUUGUCUGUAGAAAAGGUGAAGUGGCUCGAGAAAUGUUCAUUAUUGCAGACGGCAUAUUGCAAGUCAUAAAUGACAGGGGACAAGUUCUAACUCAUAUGCGAGCGGGGGAUUUCUUUGGAGAAAUUGGUAUUCUGAACUUAGAUGGAUUUAACAGGAGAACGGCCGAUGUAAGGUCCGUUGGUUACUCUGAACUCUUUAGUCUCUCUCGGGAAGAUGUUUUAUCAGCCAUGAAGGAUUAUCCUGAAGCUGAGGAAAUUCUUCAAUCCAUGGGCAGACGGCGCUUGAUGGAGGCUAGACUAGCCAGUCCUUCAGACAAAUCACCUUACCAAGAAGACUCAGAGUAG
Molecule: messenger RNA, 1743 nt
Organism: Parasteatoda tepidariorum (common house spider)
Lineage: Eukaryota; Metazoa; Arthropoda; Arachnida; Araneae; Theridiidae
Biological process (GO): monoatomic ion transport; transmembrane transport
Cellular component (GO): membrane
Molecular function (GO): intracellularly cyclic nucleotide-activated monoatomic cation channel activity; protein-containing complex binding
Source: RefSeq, a predicted model, not a curated record